Molecule: messenger RNA, 468 nt
Organism: Plasmopara halstedii
Lineage: Eukaryota; Oomycota; Peronosporomycetes; Peronosporales; Peronosporaceae
Exons: 1
Coding region: 1-468 (155 amino acids)
Source: RefSeq, a predicted model, not a curated record
AUGGGUACUACUAGCGCAAACUGCGAUGAAUUACAGCCUCCCCAGCUCAAGCGCGCUCGGAAAGGCACGGCUGGUACCCGCGUCACUCCUUUCCAUAAGAAGCACUUAAUAGAGUUCGGGCUGUCAGUCUCGGCAAGGGAUGCAGAAACCGCAGAUGUUGUGGCCGUGCGUUGUCGAUUUUGCACUGUAUUUGGACGUGAAGUGAGCUCGAAACAGACAUCAAGCAGCUGGACCUUUGAAGGCCCUCCAUUUCGUCCUGAGAAUUACCGGCAGCAUCAUAUCAAAAAUCAUCCGACUAAGUGGCAAGAGUACUGCUCGCUGCCAAAGGCAGAAAUGGAGACGGUUUUCGACGUUCCAGAUAAUCAGAGGCACGCAAACAAAAUGGAUGCCUACUUAGAGCCAGUUUCUGCUUCUUUGCAGUUUACAGUGGACCGUGACAUCAUUGAAGUCAUCAUCGGUAGCGUAUAA